GGCGACUGCUACAAGUGCGGGGUCGCGUUCAAGGGAACGCCGUCGUUUUGCACGGCUUGCGGCGCGUCGUUCAAGCGAGCGUCCAUGCUCGCCCGCCAGAACCCGGACGGCAACUGCGGCAAGUGCGGUGCCGGCUACAAGGGAAGUCCCAACUUCUGCGUCAAGUGCGGCUUCUCGUUCAAGAAGAAGGCGCCCGCGGCCUCGGCGGCGGUCAUCAACAGCGCGGCGCCGGCGAGCCCCGCGCCCGCUUUUGCGUCGACCGUGACCUCCUCCGCGACCGCGACCGCGUCGGCAAGCGGUGUUCGCAGCAGCCCGGGCUACAACAGCGCCAUCUCGGCUUCGUCGCCGUCAGUUACCACCUCGCGCGCUGCUGCCCCCACCAGCCUCGCUUCGACCGCCUCGGCGCCUGCGGUGAAGCCAGCGUCGACUCCCACCGCCACGGCCGCAGCUGCCACGAAUUCCACGCCCGCGGCCGCCUCCUCUUCGUCGCCUGCAUCAUCGCCCGCCAACACCGGCUCGGGCUCGCUCCGGCGCUGGGGGAGCACCGUCAGCUCGACCGCCGCCUCGUCCACCCCAGCCUCGACCUCGGCCUCGACGACCCCCGCGGCGGCGGCCACGACUAGUACCCCUGCAGCCUCGGGCUCGACAUCGGGCACGACGAGCGCCCGCAAGUGGGGCGCCGCCGGCAGUGCUUCGCCCGCGCGCACCUACGCAUCCAACACCCUGCCCCGCAACUUCACCCUCUCUGCGGCGUCUUCGCCUUCCACCGCGUCGUCGCCGUCAGCAGCGUCGUCGUCGGCCUCCAGCUCUGGGAACACGCCCUCGUGGCGACGCAACCAGAGCGGCGCCACAGCGUCGUCGCUGGCCUCCUCCACCUCGAGCGGAAGCGGCUCCGCGAUCACCCCUGCGUCCUCGAGCGCGGCUUCGCAGACGACGACCUCCGUAGCCUCCGUCUCCACCACUCCCGCCAUCACCGUCUCGCCGACGCCGACGACGGCAUCCGGGCCGUCAACCACAAAGGCCACCACAACGCUGUCGACUCCCUCCUCGCCGGCCGCCUCGCCGGCCACCGGCGGCGGCGGCAUGUUCCGAUCGUCGUCCUCGCCGGCGGUUCCGUCCUCGUCCUCAUCCUCGUCCUCGUCGCCGUCGGCGUCGCCGUCGUCGGCGGCCGCUUCCACCUCGGCCGCCUCCGCCACCACCAAAUCGCCUCAGGCCGCUCUGGCCUCCUACGGCGAUCGGCUGAAGAACCUGCGAGGCCGUGCCGGGUCGGCUACCACCUUGCCCACGACCAGCUCGGGCUCGGGCUCGACAGUGUCGGCGUCGGCGUCGGCCGCAGCGCCGGUGUCGGACGAACAGCUGAGACGGGAGGGCGAGGAGCUGAUCCGCAAGCUCGAGGCCGCACGCCGCGAGAAGGACAACGCCAGGCGCGAGAUGGACACCAUCCUGCAGCGAAAAGAGGCUGCCAGGAAGAAGAUGGAGGCCAUGCACGGAAAGAAGAGCGCCGCUGUGGGCGAGAAGCCCGCGGCGGCCGGAGCUGGUCGAACCUCCACCCACGCGCAAUCGUCGCGACAGAGCGUCCGCAAGAGCUCCUACGCGCGGACCCAGGCAAACGCAGCCAUCGUGCAGCGGCUCGGGCAGGUGUUGGCCACAAUGGAGACGUUGGAGACCGCCAUCGCCACCGCCGAAGACGCGCAGGCCAAGGCCGAGAACGAACUCAUCGAAUACGCCAUCGAGCAGAAGAAGCGUGAGGAGUCGGUCCAUGAGCUGCUGCGGGAGUUGGCCGGCGUGCAGGCGAAGCUGGCGACCUUCCAGCAGCGCUUCGCGUCGAACCAGAAGGCGGCCUCGUUCUCGGCGCAGAUCUCGCAGAUUCUCGUGGCCUGCGUCACCGCCGUCGCGCGCACCCUCACCACCCAGGCCGCCGCUCCAGCCGCUUCCACGCCGGCGUUCAACCGCUCGGGAUCGUUUUCGGCGAUUCCGGCAGCGCCGACGGCGCCCAUGGCCCCGGCGGCCCCAAUGGCGCCAGCCCCGCCAAGCGCACUCACCUCCUCGGGACAGACGAGUGUGCCCGGUAACACUUCUCUGUUGGCCCAGAUCAAGGCCGGCAAGCAGCUCAACAAGAUAGACAUCGAAGCCCUCCGAAAGAAACGAAAGCGGCAGUCGAGCAUGUCGCUCUCGGUCAUCGCGCAGACCCUGCGCGCGGCGAUCGACCUCAAGUUCGACGAAGACGACGACGACGACGACGAACCGGCGGACGGCGGCGGCGAGGAAUGGGACGAAGACGUGUGGGACGAGGAGGACUGCUUCUGA
Acanthamoeba castellanii str. Neff is the source of this 2307-nucleotide messenger RNA. RefSeq lists its product as uncharacterized. The transcript is spliced from 11 exons. Gene Ontology annotation, molecular function: actin binding. The record is from RefSeq and is a predicted model, not a curated record. The annotation marks the transcript as partial. NCBI's taxonomy places the organism in Eukaryota, Discosea, Longamoebia, Acanthamoebidae.